UGUCUUAGCUCAUUAAUCUUUUGAAUGUUUCCAUUUUUCAGUGACCACUGGAGCUUGUGUGUAUAUGAGAUGAUGAUUGUGAAGGGAGAGUGUCUUUACUUCACCUGGAUUCAGUUAAAAGAGAACAUCCGAAAGAAUCAUUUGUUGACAAUGUCAAGAGGUAAGACAACAUGAGUAUCGCUUUUUACAUAACUGUUUGAAAAUGCAUACCAUCUUCAUUGGAUUUUAUGUCUACUUAUUGCAGGUUGUUAAUACACUACAAGAAAACACGGACAAUACCGACGGAAAAACCGACCGAAAAAAAUCGGUCAGGAUUUUCCAACGGAAUUCCGACGAAAACUUGUCGGAAAUCUAUUUCGGCAAAUUCGUUGGAACUGCGUCGGAAAAUACUGACAGAAUACUUUCGUCGGUAUUUGGUCAUACGAUCCCGACAGAAAACCGACAAAAAACUGACAAAAAUAUGACCGUUGCAAAAAAUUGACACAUACCGACGAAAUACCGACGCAGUACCGACAAUUUUGGAAUUCGGUCAGAAUUCCGUCGGUAUAUUCCGACGGAAUACCGACGGAUUGAACAGCCGUUUCACUUCCCGAUGGAAUACCGACGAAUUUGCAGCCGUUGCACUUCCCGACGAAAUACCGACGAAUUAUGUAGCCGUUAGUAUCCGUUUAAAUUACCGACGGAACACCGACGGGUUUUGUACGUUAAUUUAGCCGUUAUUAUUCCCGACGGAAUACCGACGAAUAUUUUCCGUCGGGAAGUUUUCCAGAUUCAUUAUAAAUACGACCUCUCCUUCAUUCAUUCAAAUCACAACAAAACAAUAUAAAUUAUGGGUACUCCUUAUAAUUUCCGUUCUUGGUUAGAACAACCUCAUAUGGAUCCAAAUACAAAUUUACUUACGAAGGAAUACGCACGUGGUAUUCAAGAAUUCAUGGGGGUGGUUCAAAGUCAACCGGAAGCAAGAACAAGUAAGUAUUUAUUAUGUCCAUGUUCUACUUGUAAGAAUAAUAUCCGUGUCAAAAAAAUAGAAGUAUGGAGUCAUUUAUAUUUGAAAGGAUUUACACGUGGUUAUAAGAUUUGGUAUCUUCAUGGAGAAAGAUUUGAGUAUGGUAGUAGUAGCGAACCUCAAACUGCCGAUAGGUUAGAUGAACCAACCAAAAAUGUAGAUUUUGGGGUAGGGACUGUUCAGAUGGUAUAUGAUGCAUAUGGAGAAAAUUUACCGUCGGGUGAAGAGGAAGGAGAUAGACAAGAACAACCCAAUUUAGAAAAUUUCCCAUGUGAAGAGGAAGGAGAACGAGAACAACCCAAUCUAGAAGCGAGAAGAUUUUUUGAAAUGUUAGAUGCAGCUAAGCAGCCAUUGUAUCAAGGAUGUAAAGAUGGGCAUUCACCUUUAUCAUCCGCAAGUCGAUUGAUGGCGCUAAAGACUGACUAUAAUUUGGCUGAAGAAUGUGUGGAUGCGAUUGCAGAUUUUGUUAGAGAUGUUCUACCUGAAGAUAAUCUUGCACCUGGCUCAUAUUAUGAGGUACAAAAAUUGGUCGCUGGUCUUGGCUUACCAUAUCAGGUGAUAGAUGUAUGCAUCGAUAAUUGCAUGAUUUACUGGAGAGCAGAUGAGAACAGGGAGAAUUGUAAAUUCUGUCGGAAACCUCGUUAUCAGGAUACGAGUGGAAGAAUUCCGGUGCCAUACAAACGAAUGUGGUAUUUGCCGUUGACUGAAAGAUUAAAGAGGUUAUAUCAGUCUGAACGAACAGCAGAACCAAUGAGAUGGCAUGCAGAGCACUUAACAAAUGGUGAGAUAACACAUCCUUCCGAUGCAGAGGCGUGGAAGCAUUUUCAAUCAACAUAUCCAAAAUUUGCAUCUGAGGUAAGAAAUGUGUAUCUUGCAUUAUGCACAGAUGGUUUCAGCCCAUUUGGAAAGCAUGGAAGACAAUAUUCAUUGUGGCCGGUAAUCUUGACACCUUACAACUUACCACCACAUUUGUGUAUGCAACGAGAGUUUUUGUUCCUCUCAAUUCUCGUUCCCGGGCCAGAUCAUCCUAAGAGAUCACUGGAUGUGUUUCUUCAGCCAUUGAUAUAUGAGCUGCAAUUAUUAUGGGAGCACGGUGUUCAUACAUACGAUGUUUCGCGGAAAGAGAAUUUUCAGAUGCGAGCAGUACUUAUGUGGACAAUAAGUGAUUUUCCAGCAUAUGGUAUGUUAUCUGGAUGGACCACGCAUGAGAGGCUAUCAUGUCCUUAUUGCCAAGACAACACAGAUGCUUUCCAACUAAAAAAUGGUCGGAAAACGUGUUGGUUUGACUGUCACAUGAGAUUUCUACCACACGAUCAUCCAUAUCGUAAGAGUAAGACAUUGUUUACAAAGAACAAGAGGGUGUUUGACAGUCCACCUGAAGAAGUAAGUGGCAAAAAGUUGAAGGAACAAUUAAGAGAUUUUGGUGCAGAUAGAACGCCAGACGUGGAUGGAAAUGGACAUGAACCGAUUUAUGGUGUAGGGGAAAAUCAUAAUUGGCAUAAGAAAAGUAUCUUCUGGGAUUUGCCCUAUUGGGAGACUCAUUUGUUGCGGCACUGUUUAGAUGUCAUGCAUAUUGAGAAGAACUUUUUCGACAAUUUGAUGAACACCAUCCUUGAUGUCCAAGGCAAGACGAAGGAUAACUUGAAGUCAAGACUGGAUUUGGUUGAUAUUUGUGCUCGUCCCGAACUUCAUGUUGAUGAGCACGGUAAAGGUCCUAUUCCCAUAUAUCGACUGGAUGCAACUGCAAAAGAAGAGUUUUUUGAUUGGAUAACACACAGUGUUAAAUUUCCAGACGGUUAUGCAUCAAGUUUGCGUAAUUGUGUUGACAAAAGUGAAGGGAAGUUUACUGGCUUGAAGAGCCAUGAUUGUCAUGUAAUGAUGCAGCGCCUCCUUCCUUUUGCGUUUUCCGCACUAUUGCCACGAAAUGUCCACGAAGCAAUCGCAGGGAUAAGUGCUUUCUUCCGUGAUUUAUGCUCGAGAUCACUCACAUCAGAUGGUAUUCGCAAUUUGGAAGUUAAAAUACCGGUGAUCCUUUGCAACCUCGAGAAGAUAUUUCCUCCAUCAUUUUUUGAUGUUAUGGAGCAUCUUGCUAUUCAUCUUGCGAGAGAAGCGGCACUCGGUGGUCCCGUGCAGUACAGGUGGAUGUAUUUGUACGAACGGUUUAUGUUUCAUCUGAAGAAGAAGGUCAAGAAUUUAAGCAAGGUGGAGGGAUCAAUAGUGUCUCAGUGCAUCAAUGAGGAAACCUCAAACUUUGCUGAAUACUACUUUCCAUCAGAAAUUCGAACAAAAAGUCGAAGACCUGCACGGCAUGAUGAUAGAGGUGAAAGGGCAACUUAUUAUGUUUAUGUGCCAAACGGUUUUGAUUGA
Messenger RNA from Brassica napus (rape), 3373 nucleotides. RefSeq lists its product as uncharacterized. The coding region runs from base 830 to 3373 and encodes 847 amino acids. The transcript is spliced from 2 exons. NCBI's taxonomy places the organism in Eukaryota, Viridiplantae, Streptophyta, Magnoliopsida, Brassicales, Brassicaceae. The record is from RefSeq and is a predicted model, not a curated record.